Molecule: messenger RNA, 2226 nt
Organism: Anopheles nili
Lineage: Eukaryota; Metazoa; Arthropoda; Insecta; Diptera; Culicidae
Product: acetylcholinesterase
Exons: 4
Coding region: 1-2226 (741 amino acids)
Biological process (GO): modulation of chemical synaptic transmission; postsynaptic membrane assembly; synaptic vesicle endocytosis
Cellular component (GO): synapse; postsynaptic membrane; cell surface
Molecular function (GO): signaling receptor activity; neurexin family protein binding
Source: RefSeq, a predicted model, not a curated record
AUGCUACUACAAUGGGCCCUGUUUUCAUACAUCAACAUUCUGUCGGCUGGACUAGCUGCUAGCCAAAUUCAGGAUGCCACAAUCGUGCUAAGUCAAGGCACACUUGUUGGGCUGAAAGUAUUUCCCGAAACAUCUCGUAUACCGAUAUACACUUACCUUGGCAUCCCGUAUGCACAGCCUCCGAUCAAUGAAUUUCGUUUCAUGCCUCCAAUGCCAAGCUCAGGCUGGAAUCGAACGUUGUACGCACGUGACUUCAAGCCCAUUUGCCCGCAAAUUGAAAAUAGCAGCUACGAAGAUCAAGAAAGAGAAAAUCAAUUCCGUUCACGCGAUACUAGUGAAGAUUGUUUAUAUCUAAACAUAUGGAUUCCGGAAACAGCGAUUCGUUACGGUGGUUUCCCAGUACUAGUUAUGAUUACAGGAGAAGAAAUGGCCUUUGACUGGAACGUCAAUCGUGCUAGUGGGCUAGAUCUUGCCACCGAUGGCAUCAUCGUUGUUACAGUGCAGUAUAGAACCAAUGUUUUCGGAUGGUUAUCACUUGCUCAAAAAUAUGCUCCAGGAAAUCUUGGAUUGUUGGAUCAGCGACUUGCUCUUAUAUGGAUAAGAGAUAACAUUCAAAAAUUUGGAGGUGACUCAAAUCGAUUGACAUUGCUUGGGCAUGGCACUACCGGUGCCCCAAAUGUUAUGACUCACAUGGUGAGUCAACAAGCAAGAGGUCUCUUUGCACGAGCUAUUAUUAUGUCAGGCACGAUAUUUUCCCCAUACUCCGAAGUAAACAUUGACAAUAGAUUAUCUCAAGAGAUUGUAAAAAUUUUAGCCUGUAAUUUCGACGUGGGAAGAAAUGUACUGAAAUGUUUACAGCAGAAAAGCAUUCACGAUCUGUUACGUGCCUAUGAAUAUAUAUAUCGAAAUGGAAAUUACACCAUAAACCUUGGACCGAUAAUGGAUCACUAUCUACCAUCAGACCAACGAUACGUGAGUGAUGAUCCACGUUCAUUAUUUCGGUCUAGAGCUCUCGUCAUGGAAGACAUGCCUAUUAUGUUUGGAUUAACUAGCAACGAAGGUGGCUUUUUGUAUACUACAUGGAUUGAAUUAGCUCGACAAAGUCUAGAUUCGCUUAAAUCAUAUAUUAAUGAAACGCUACUACCUAACAUUAUACAGCAGUACAAUUUUCAUGGCCCUGGACAGGAUCAGAUACGCGAGGCAAUCAGUUGGAGAUAUUUCGAUCAAAUACCUCAAACAACUGUUCAUCAUUUGAACGCUAUUGUUAAGAUAGUUUCAGAGACUCAUUAUGAAAUACCAUUUUACCGAACCUUAAUGGCAUUUACCGACGCUAAACCACGAUUCACAGUCGUGUCAGGAGAUCUACCAGAAGGAGGGUUAAUCAAUAAAGAACAAAAACAAGAAAUUACUUUCAACACUAGUAACAUCUUUGCUUACCUUUUUCACCAUUCAAAUUCGAUGGACAUGAGAGGAAAAACUAAUUUUUUUGGCGGAGCAUCACACUCUUCAGAUUUACCCUUUUUAAUGGGACCUAGCCUUUAUAGAGAAAUUGGACGAAGAAGAUUAUCGCUUGUGGAAGAUAAACUGUGCAAAAAAAUACGAUCUUUGUUCACCGAAUUCAUGAAAGGAGGAAAUCCAACUCCCGGCCGGCAAUUUGAAUCAUGGAUUCCGUACACCGAAGAAUUCAAAUUUAUCAAACUAAUAUCCGCAAAGCCGGAGGCGUUCCAUCGCAGAGAUCAUGCUUCUUUUGAAAAUACAUUUGAAAAUAAUUUCGAUGAAAUUGAAGAAAAGCUUCUUGGUGCCAUGAAUGCCGAUGAAACGCCCCAGUACAAUGCCAACAUUUCGCAAAAUCCCUACAAUCUGAAUCCUAAAGUUCAGGCUGAUCAGGAAAAUAUGCGGACGUCGAAAAAAGCAUUCUUAGUUUGGAGUGUGAAAAAUUCAGAAUAUAUCUACUAUCUACGGCAAGUGAACAGCUUUUGGAGCAAGUUUCUACCCAAAUUGAGCAAGAUAAUCAAUGAAACCAAACACGAUAAUUUACGUAACCGACGCAUGGACCUGACACUCGACGAAGAGCAGGAUUUAUUUCGCGAAACAGCGACAGCUUCUAAAUACAAACAUGCAUUUUUCUCGAUGCUUACUUUGGUUUGUAUGCUACUAGCCGUUCUCUGCAUAUGCAUGUAUAUACUGAAAAAGAACAGCAACUCAAACCUUUCAAGCAUAUUAUGA